CUCUCUGCUGCUGCCUUGUGUAUGAGUGUACAGAUAAUAACAUCGCCUGCUUCCUGCAUUGCUUGGCCUGUGGUUCCCUCUCUGCUGUAUUGUGCGUUAUUGUUGUGCUGCAGGUUGUAUGUAUGCUGUUCAGUGCCUGUGACAGCUGUGGUUGUUGGGACUACUUUGUGUCGCUUUUAGCUGUAGGUUGUAUAACUGUGUAGUGUGCAGGCGGUGAUAGUUCGAGACGGUGCAGCAUGGAGGGAGAAAGCACCACAGCACUUCUUUCUGGAUUUGUUUUUGGCGCCCUCGCUUUCCAUCAUCUGAACUCCGGAUCAGACACAGAAGGUUUCCUUCUUGGAGACGUUAAAGGAGAAGCAAAGAACAGCAUAACUGAUUCUCAGAUGGAUGAUGUGGAAGUUAUUUAUACCAUAGAUAUACAGAAGCAAGUACCAUGUUACCGACUUUCAAGUUUUUAUGGCGCUUUGGGUGACCUGAAUAAACCAGCAUUAAAUAAGUUACUUAAAGGACAAAAAAAAAAUGUUAUUGGUUGGUACAAAUUUCGACAUAACACGGAUCAAACCAUGACAUUCCGAGAGAAAAUCCUACACCAAAAUCUUCAAGAAUAUUUGUCAAACACUGAACUUGUCUUUUUGUUAAUGACAUCAAAUGCCACAACUCAGAUAAAGUCUACGCAUCGUAUGGAAUAUGCAUUACACAAACCACAAGAUGGACUGCUCCAGAAAGUGCCAUUGGUAGUUACCAACUUGGGCAUGUCAGAACAACAGGGCUAUAAGACAGUGUCUGGAUCAUGCAUUUCUGUUGGUUUUGGACGAGCAGUGAAAAAGCAUAGGUUGGAGUUCUUUAAUGAAGAUGACAGUUUGAAGGAAGUAAAUAAAAUCAGUGAUAUGUAUACAACUCUCCAAGAAGAACUUACG
Molecule: messenger RNA, 917 nt
Organism: Bombina bombina (fire-bellied toad)
Lineage: Eukaryota; Metazoa; Chordata; Amphibia; Anura; Bombinatoridae
Gene: ABRAXAS1
Product: abraxas 1, BRCA1 A complex subunit
Biological process (GO): mitotic spindle assembly; protein K63-linked deubiquitination; attachment of spindle microtubules to kinetochore
Cellular component (GO): nucleus
Molecular function (GO): polyubiquitin modification-dependent protein binding; microtubule binding
Source: RefSeq, a predicted model, not a curated record